GCCGACGUGACGUGACAGCGUCAGGUUCCCGAUAGGUCAGCCCUCGGUGCUGUGCGGCGAGGAAGAUGGCUGCGUCCAAGGUGAAGCAGGACAUGCCCCCUUCAGGGGGAUACGGCUCGGUGGAUUAUAAAAGGAACCUGCCUCGCCGGGGCUUUAGCGGUUAUACUAUGUUUGCUAUGGGUAUAGGAGUCAUGGUGUAUGGACUUUGGCAAGUUGGCAAGUGCAAUAGAGAAAGGAGGCGACUAUACAUUGAAGAGCUAGAGAGUCGAAUAGCACUGAUGCCUUUAAUCCAGGCAGAAAAUGAUAGGAGGGUGAUACGGACUUUACGAAAAAAUUUGGAAGAGGAGGCCAUUAUUAUGAAAGAUGUCCCAGGCUGGAAGGUUGGAGAAUCUGUUUUUCAUACAACCCGCUGGGUGCCCCCUAUUUUAGAUGAGCUGUACAACCUACGUUCCAAGGAAGAUUUUGAUAAUGAACAACAUGGUUUCAGGUGGUAUGUUUGAACCCCCUCCAUCUUGACUGCAGUUAUAACAUAAAAAAAUAAAACUUUAAUUCAAA
Molecule: messenger RNA, 555 nt
Organism: Rana temporaria (common frog)
Lineage: Eukaryota; Metazoa; Chordata; Amphibia; Anura; Ranidae
Gene: NDUFA13
Product: NADH:ubiquinone oxidoreductase subunit A13
Exons: 5
Coding region: 66-500 (144 amino acids)
Source: RefSeq, a predicted model, not a curated record